AUGAUUCCAACCGGGAGCCGCGGCGAAACUCGUCUCCGGCGGCCUAAGCAGGCAUUCUCGGAGGUAUCGCCUAACCGAGUGGUUCCGAAGCCGGUGCCUCAGAGCCAAGUUCAGAACGCCAGAGGGUAUCAUAUCGAGCAGCUGAGGCGCCGGUAUUCCCCAAAGGAGACGACCAACGAAAACGGGGGCACAUCUCUCCUAUUCAAGCUGCGCCCUUCAGACCCGGACUUCCCCUUUGAGCUCGACCAUUUGGAGUGCGACCUCCUUGUCCCUGCCGGAUACCCCAAGCAACCACCACAGCUGAGGAUCAAGAAUAAGGACAUCCCGCGUGGCUUCAGCAUCAACAUCGAGAAGGGAUGGGACAGGCUGGUUGAGGAGAGACGUGGCGCCACUCUCCUGACCUUGACGAACGCGUUGGACAGGAAGCUCGAAGAGCUUCUCUCCGAACAAAAGUCCGAGACGGUGAAGUUGACCAUCUUCAAAGACACGAGACAUCUGAACACUGCUUCACCAUCGAGCGUCCCCGAAACGCCUUCAGCCAAGCCUUAUGUUCCGCCUAGGCGCUAUGUCCCAGAGGAGACCUUCACGAGGGAGCAGAUUGCCGAGGCCAAGGCGAGGCGCGCUCAGGAGACGAGGCAGCUGGAGUCUCGGAUGGGUCGCUUGCCCCUGUACAGCAAGUCCAACGACGGCAUCGUCUACACCUUACCUCUAGAACCGAGACGGCGGACCGAGCUGCCUCCAGGGCUUAAGCCGACCAAGUCUGUCCAACUGAUCAUCCCCGUUCUCUACCCCCUGCAACCUCCCCGUGUCCUCCUGAAUGACGUCGAGUCCAAGGAUGCCGAGGGGGUGGAGGAGUUGUUUACGGCAAAAGCGGUCGAACAGAAGCAGAUGACCCUGAUGAGCCACCUCAAUUUUCUUGCGCAGAACAUACACACUCUAGCAAGGCAGGCUCAGGCCUCAGCAGCAGAGAAGGAAUCUGGAGAAGCGGAGUCCGCCGUGGAAGAUGUAUACAUCAAGGCAAAGGAAGCCGAACAUAGUUCGGCGCUCGGGGGAGACGACAGGAGCCACAUCCAGGUGAUACCACGCCCCCCGGAGUGGUGCGCGGGCGAGGAGUCAGAUGGCUCGUCAGGGUCCGAAGAUGAGGACUAUUCGUACGAUGAAGAGGACGAAGAGGACGGGGGCGCCACGCUCGGCGAGCCCAGUUCUGCGCAGCCUCCAGCAACGGGACAGACGGCCGAGCGCGGGACGGCGCUGACUUUCCCCUCGAUAGAGCUGCGCGGAAUCGAGUUGCUGCAAGUCUCGAUCCUCAGUCUUGGCGUGAGGUGCGAACGGUGCAAGACAAUCAACGAGAUCAGCGGCCUCAAGGACAACGUCGAGAAGACAGGCAGCUGCAGGAAGUGCACCAGUGGCUUUGUUGUCAAGUUCAGACCGGAGCUCGUCCACCAGAACUCGAUACGCGCGGGCUUUAUUGACGCAGCAGGGUGUACGGUGACGGAACUUUUGCCUAGCACCUUCAUCCCCACCUGCGCAACUUGCUCGACGCCCUCGGGCGGCCUGGUCUCAGUCCGGGGCGAGAUGACGACCAACGUGUGCCGGGAAUGCCACAGCCGCUUCACCUUCAAGCUCCCAGAGGUGAAGUUCCUAGCCUACGCGCCGGGUACCUCAAGCCUCCGACUGCCGGUCCGGGGCGCCGGUCCGGGGCGCGACGCCGGCCGGCAGCACAGGGCAGGCGAGGCGCUCCCGGGCCACGGGGCGUGCGAGCACUACCGGCGCAGCCACCGGUGGUUCCGGUUCUCGUGCUGCGGGCGGGUGCACGCGUGCGACCGGUGCCACGACGGGGCCGAGGACCACGCGCACGAGUGGGCCGCCCGCAUGGUCUGCGGCUGGUGCGGCCGCGAGCAGACCUACCGCCCCGAGAGCUGCGCCUUCUGCGGGAGGGGCGUCGUCGGCCGGCGCGGGGGCGGGUACUGGGAGGGCGGCAAGGGGACGCGGAAUAGGCGCCUGAUGAGGAAGGGGGAUAGCCGGAAGCACAAGCGGGUUGGCGGCUCUGAGGCCGCGAAGGGGUGA
Messenger RNA from Phialemonium atrogriseum, 2067 nucleotides. RefSeq lists its product as uncharacterized. The record is from RefSeq and is a predicted model, not a curated record. Gene Ontology annotation, molecular function: zinc ion binding. NCBI's taxonomy places the organism in Eukaryota, Fungi, Ascomycota, Sordariomycetes, Cephalothecales, Cephalothecaceae. The transcript has 2 exons. The coding region runs from base 1 to 2067 and encodes 688 amino acids.